Messenger RNA from Hevea brasiliensis (rubber tree), 2051 nucleotides. RefSeq lists its product as uncharacterized. Bases 1396 to 2028 code for a protein of 210 amino acids. The transcript is spliced from 2 exons. NCBI's taxonomy places the organism in Eukaryota, Viridiplantae, Streptophyta, Magnoliopsida, Malpighiales, Euphorbiaceae. The record is from RefSeq and is a predicted model, not a curated record.
UCUGAGACUUGCUCGUGAAAAAGGAAAAUUGGUGAGUAUUCUAGGAAUGAAUGGAGAACUUGACCAAUUGUACCUGUAGUAAAUAAGACUCAUGAGGAGGUUCCAAAAAGCCAAAGCUCAGAAGAAAAGUUAGCUUCAACUGUGCCAACUUUGGAUACAGAAACUACUGCUUUAGGGAUAUCUGUUGACAGUUCUAGACAGUCUGACUCUGGGGUUGGUGUCAUGAUGGAAGAGGACCACGCAUCUGCUUUGGGGGUCAAUAUGGAGGUCAGUUGUACAGUUCCAGUUAGUGUGGGCGUGAAGGAGAUUGUUCCUUGUAGACCUGCUCCUGGACUCCUAGGUCCUAGUCCAGGGUCCUCUAAGAAUGAGAUUGAUUCAAAACUAGCAUCUCAAGGCCCAGAAGAGCCUUUUAGGUGACACCGGGUGAGUUGGCCCCAUCUUCAAGAGAGUUACCAACAUCUUCCCUCCUUGAUGUUAUCAGCCUUGAGCAUCCCAAGGUUUCUGAGAUAGCUGCUAAUGCUGGUGAUUUUCCCAGAGUUACUCUACCUACUACAAUGGAGCCUUGUGAUAAUAAUUCAAUGAAGAAAAUGGAGCUUUCAGCAAAAGCAUCACCUACACCUGUAAUUGGAGUGGAAAACCCUAUAAUUUCUGCAAAUCCUGAUGGUGUAAGUUGUCAUUCUGGUGUCAGCACACAAAUGCCUGCCAGUCCUGGCCCAGAUUUUGUUGCCAGAAGCAUUCUUGUGCUGGCUAAGACUGCGUCUGGAAACAUUAUAGAAUCCUCUUUGCAAGAUUCACUAGAUGCCAGAGGCAUUCCUGUUCUGGCCAAGACUGCAUCUGGAAACAUUAUAGAGCCAUCUUCAGAAGAUACUGGAAGCAUUUCAACAAAUUGCAUAUAGUGGUGUUGAUCGUCCUACGGAGUCUGCAUCAAUUUCUGCAAGUUUCUACCUUUCAAACAAUGUGAAAUUGCCUGACACGACUCUAAAUGAUUCUAAAGAUGAAAUAGAGCCUUCUUCUAAAGAAUCUCCAGAACUUUGUGCUCUUGACAUUAGAAGCAUCAAAAGCUUCACAACUUUCAGAAUACCUAAUGCUUUGGCUGAUCAUCCUCCAGUGCCUAGGUCUAUCUCUGGAAGUCAAGAAAAUUUGAGUGAUUUUGAUUUGGUUGAAGGUUUUACUAGCAGGUCUGACAGACAUCCUACAAAAGAUAAAGCUGCAGCUUUCACAAGUGAAACUGUUGUUGAAUGUCCAGAAGCUUCUGUAAAGGCUAACAAUCUUGGAGCUGAUCUCCCACAUUGUGAUGUAACUUCUAGUUGUAAUAAUGAUACAUUGUGCUAGACUUCUUCUGACCAUGAUAAAUUAGAAGAUCUAUCCCGCCAAAUUGAAGAUAAAAGGGAUAAUAUGUCAGAACCUUUACAGUCAGUCACUUCUGAAUGUAAUUACGUUGAGGUUAUUCCAAAAGAUCAUGGUGGGAUGCAACAGCUGCUGGCUAUUAAGAGUAGUGGGGUUUGGAAUAUGGAAGUUGACCCCUUUGACGUGCAAGAGCUGCCUCCAAAAAAUUUUAUUGCUACAUCUUACAAUAUACAGGACAUUCUUGAAGACACUAGUGGAAUGCAACUGUCUCUUGGAAGCAUCGAGGGUGGUCACGUUGAGGUUUGCAAUGUGGAAGAACAGAUAUCUUUGCCAGAAUUUACCAUUUCUGAAUCUUUAAAUAUAGGGAAAGAUGAUUAUGGAGCUGAGGUACAGCCAGAGGUUGGUAGUAGUAAGGGUGAAUAUGUUGCUGGUUGCGGUGCUGGAGCAAACUUGUCUGAAGCACUCACAUCAAUGCCAAAUGAUAUUGUUGAGAAAUCUACUGAUAUUGAGGACACUCAUCGAAUGGAGGCUUGGCAGUUUGGUGGGGGUGUAUUGCGAAAUAUUUCGAAAAAUAGUCGUCCGUCUUCCUUGGCAGUAGAGGAAGAAAAAGUUGAUGCGUGUGAGAAAGGUCUAGCUGGCAACUCCCUAGCACAAAGGGAACCACAAGGAUCUGAAGCAUAAAUGGGUAGUCAGGCGGAUGUCUA